CUUUUGCUUGUCUCUCUUCUACUCUAAGUUUUUUCCUUUCUUUGAAUUUUUUUUUUUGUGUGUUAAAUUUUUAUUUUUGAAAUAUGUUGAGGUCAAUAACAGGAAAACCAGGUCCAAGUGGUUUUGGAUCAGCUUCUACUGCUGAGCAAGUUACUCAUGGCAUUGAUGGUUCUAAUCUCACAGCCAUAGUCACAGGAGGCGCGAGUGGCAUUGGUUUGGAAACAUCAAGAGUUUUAGCAAUGAGGAAUGUUCAUGUUAUUAUUGCAGCACGUAAUAUGGAGGUCGCGAAUGAGGCUAAACAAUCCAUUCUCAAGAACAACAAAAAUGCUCGUAUCGAUGUUGAGAAGCUUGACUUGAGCUCAAUUAGAUCUGUCAAGUCAUUUGCUGAUAAUUUCAAAGCACUUGAUCUUCCUCUCAACAUCUUAAUAAACAAUGCAGGUAUUAUGUUCUGUCCAUUUCAACUCUCAGAAGACGGCGUUGAGAUGCAAUUCGCGACAAAUCAUCUAGGUCAUUUCUACUUGACUAAUCUUCUACUAGACAAAAUGAAGGAAACAUCAAAAUCUAGUGGUGUUGAGGGUAGAAUUGUGAACUUAUCAUCAGUAGCUCACAUUUGCCCUUACAAAGGAGGAAUAAGAUUUCAAAAGAUCAACAAAAAAAACAGUUAUCAAAACAAACUAGCAUAUGCUCAAUCCAAAUUAGCAAACAUAUUACAUGCCAAUGAACUUUCGCGUCGUUUACAGGAAGAGGGAGCAAAUAUAACUGUCAAUUCAGUGCAUCCAGGACUAAUUAUGACUCCCCUCAUGAGGCAUUCUGCUCUUUUGAUGAGAAUUUUUAGGGCUUUCACUUGUAUCCUAUGGAAGAAUGUCCCACAGGGGGCAGCUACAACAUGUUAUGUUGCACUUCAUCCAAGUUUAAAAGGGGUGACUGGAAAGUACUACUAUGACUGCAACGAGUACAAGCCAAGCAAGCUAGCGCGAAACGAAGCUUUAGCUAAAAACCUUUGGGAUUUUAGCAGCAAUUUGGUGAAUGCAUCUCUAAAAACUUGAUAGAUAACAAAAUGCAGUUGUUGAGAAAGAAAAUAUUACUACUAUGUCAUUCACAUUUUUAUGAAAUUUGAUAGGUUUUUGUUUGAGUUUUAAGCUUUGUUAGUUAUGCUUCAAAUUUGAGGGAUUGUCUAUCUAUUAAUUAUUCUCUUUGUCUCAAUUAAUGUAAUAUACUUUUCUUUUUAA
This is a messenger RNA of Solanum pennellii, 1229 nucleotides long. RefSeq names its product short-chain dehydrogenase TIC 32, chloroplastic. The coding region runs from base 84 to 1046 and encodes 320 amino acids. The transcript has 8 exons. Lineage: Eukaryota; Viridiplantae; Streptophyta; Magnoliopsida; Solanales; Solanaceae. The record is from RefSeq and is a predicted model, not a curated record.